GAGAGAGAGAGAGAGCUACAGAGAGAGAGAGCGAGAGAGCUACAGAGAGAGAGAGAGCUAGAGCUACAGAGAGAGAGAGAGAGAGCGAGCGAGCUACAGAGAGAGAGAGAGAGAGCGAGCGAGCUACAGAGAGAG
This is a messenger RNA of Salvelinus namaycush (lake trout), 135 nucleotides long. RefSeq lists its product as uncharacterized. The record is from RefSeq and is a predicted model, not a curated record. The annotation marks the transcript as partial. Lineage: Eukaryota; Metazoa; Chordata; Actinopteri; Salmoniformes; Salmonidae. The transcript has 2 exons.